Molecule: messenger RNA, 3089 nt
Organism: Sardina pilchardus (European sardine)
Lineage: Eukaryota; Metazoa; Chordata; Actinopteri; Clupeiformes; Clupeidae
Gene: crtac1b
Product: cartilage acidic protein 1b
Exons: 15
Coding region: 90-2012 (640 amino acids)
Biological process (GO): axonal fasciculation
Molecular function (GO): calcium ion binding
Source: RefSeq, a predicted model, not a curated record
GGAAUAUUCUAAAGCACCCACGAGACUUAAAAGGACGUUCGCCGCUCAUCACCGAGGAGACUGCGCGCGAGCUCUCACCCGGCCGUCUCAUGUCCCUGCAGAGGCCUCUGUGUGUGUGGUGUGUGUGUGUGUACCUGGCAGGUGUGUGCUGGAGCGAGCGGUCGGAGCCCAUGUUCGGCGCGAUCACACACAUGGUGUUGCCGCCGGACUACGAGCACAACCCCACGCAGCUCAACUACGGCCUCGCCGUCACCGACGUCGAUGGAGACGGAGACCUCGAGAUAUUCGUCGCCGGGUAUAACGGGCCUAACUUGGUGUUAAAGUACGACCGGAGCAGGAGGAGGCUGGUCAACAUCGCCGUUGACAACCGCAGCUCCCCGUUCUAUGCCCUGAGGGAUCGCCUUGGACACGCUAUCGCCGUGACAGCCUGCGACAUCGAUGGAGACGGCAGGGAGGAGAUCUACGUUCAUAACACCAACAACGCCUUCUCAGGCCGCACCACCUACCCUGAUAAGCUCUUUAAGUUCCGUAACGGUCACUAUGAAGAUCUGCUGACAGAUGAGGUCAAUGAGCACAGAGACGUGGCUCACCGAGUGGCUGGACGCUCCGUAGCCUGUGUGGACCGCAAGGGGACCGGUCGCUACGCCAUCUACCUGGCCAACUACGCCAGCGGGAGCGUGGGUCCGCAUGCGCUCAUCGAGAUGGACGAGGCGGCCAGUGACGUGGACGCCGGAAUCAUCGCGCUCACCAACGUCGCCGAGGAGGCACGGGUCAACAAGUACACAGGUGGGCGGGGUGUGGCUGUGGGACCGAUCAUUAGUCAAACACUUCCUGACAUCUUCUGUGAUAACGAGUACGGAGGCAACUUCCUCUUCCGUAACAAUGGCAACGGAACCUUCACUGAUGUGGCCUCGCAGACAGGUGUAGAGGACGCUAAGCAGCAUGGAAGGGGCGUGGCUUUGGCAGAUUUUAAUCGCGACGGGAAGAUUGACAUUGUCUACGGCAACUGGAACGGACCUCAUAGACUCUUCCUUCAACUGCCCAACCGCAAACACAGAUUCAAGGACAUUGCCACAUCUAAGUUCUCCAUGCCCUCUCCUGUGAGGACGGUUAUUGCUGCUGACUUUGACAACGAUAACGAGAUGGAGGUCUUCUUCAACAACAUCGCAUACAGAGGGCCCUCCGCCAACAGGCUCUUCAGGGUUUCACGGCGGGAACAUGGAGACCCCCAGAUAGAGGAGCUGAAUGUGGGAGAAGCAGCCGAACCAGAGGGACGCGGAACAGGAGCUGUCGUGACGGACUUUGAUGGGGAUGGCCGUUUAGACCUGAUUGUGUCUCAUGGAGAAAGCGCAGCUCAACCUCUAUCCGUGUACAGAGUUAUUCAGGGCUCAUCUCACCGCUGGCUGCGUGUGAUUCCGCGGACGCGUUUCGGGGCGUUUGCUCGCGGGGCGAAGGUGGUGGUCUACACCAAGAGGAGCGGCCCACACACACGCAUCAUCGACGGUGGCUCAGGAUACCUGUGUGAGAUGGAGCCUGUAGCGCACUUUGGCCUGGGUAAGGACUUGGCGACGAGUGUGGAGGUGUUCUGGCCAGAUGGGCGCUCCAUGGCCAAACCUCUGGACCGCAGUGACAUGAACACAGUUCUGGAGGUCCUGUACCCAAAAGACCAGCACGAGCCCACCACAGCCCCGGAGAUAGAGUGUGGACACGGCUUUGCAGUGAAUGAACAUGGCCGCUGUACAGAUGAAGAUGAGUGUGUCCAGUUCCCCUCGGUGUGUCCUCCUGAGCGUCCGGUCUGCACCAACACCUAUGGAAGCUUCAAGUGUCGCGCCAACAAGAGGUGUAACCAUGGCUACGAGCCUAACGACGAGGGCACAGCGUGUGUGGCCCAGGUGGCGUAUUUCGGGGGCAGCCACUCCAGUGGAGGCGGUGACGGUGGCGGCGGAGUGUGUGUUGGUGUGGAACGGAUCCUUCUGCUGCUCUCCCUGCUGCUCUCCUCCCAGAUGACCUGAGUUUACACUCCUCCGUCAGACUUUCUCUUCCCCCUCUCCACUCCUCCACCAGACUUUCUCUUCCCCCCUCCACUAUUCCACCAGAUUUCUUCCUCCUCUCCCCUCCUCUGUCAGAUGUCCUCUUCUUCCUCUCCACUCCUCCGUCAGACGCCCUCUUCCUCCUCUCUCGUUCUCUCCUUCUUGCCUCCCUUCUUCUCUCUUGGUCCCUCUGUUUUGUCCUUAGUUCAAGCCCCUGAGUUGUCUCUCUCUCUCUCUCUCUCUCUCUCUCUCUCACACACACACACACACACACACACACACACACACACACACACACUCUCUCUCUCUCAUUCAAAUAGACACACAUGCACAUUCAUUUACACACACACACACACACACACACACACACACACACACACACACACACACACACACACACACACACAGCAUGCAUUGUGACAGAGCAGGCCCUCAAAAUCGUCAUUACAUAAAAAAACCUGAAGUAGUGGACACCUCUUACCCUGUCUCACACACACAAGCACACGCACACAGAUGCACACACAGACAGACAGACAGACACACACACACACACACACACACAUAGUCAAACACAAUAUUAUAGUUGCUCUCCCUGUUGUUGUGUGACCUGUUAUGAGAAAGAAAGGCUUGUGAGUAGGUGUGUAUUUUGCAAUCACGAAGGGAGAAGUGUGAGUGUGUAACUGAGAUUGAGGAAGGUAUUGUGUUCUUCGCCUGGUUCCUGUUGGGUUCUAUGUUCCGUAGUUCCACCCCCCACAGGUGGAAGAACCAGACUACGCCAGAGUCCAGUGUGACUAUGGAAACGGACACACCCCAGAGUCCAGCGUCGCUAUAGAGACGGACACACCCCCAGAGUCCAGCGUCGCUAUAGAGACGGACAUACCCCCAGAGUCCAGCAUCACUAUGGAGACGGGCAGACUGCUUGAUGUUUUGGAGAGUCUGACCACAGUUUCAAAAGUUUCAAAGCAGCAUAAAUUACUGGAUAGGUCAAGUUACAAACACACACACACACACACACACACACACACUCACAGUCGCAUACACACACUCACAGUCGCAUAC